CUAAGAAUGCCAAACCAAGAAUGCCAUUCACCACACAUACCUAAAUAAACUGUGCUCAAUAAUAUAUCUAUGUUGCAUAGGCUUUUAAGUCACUGAAGAGAAUAAACCACUAACUGGACAUGAAAAUACUUCUGGGAUGAAAUGUGAAAAGGAAUCUUUCAGAGUAAGAGUUAUGCUAGUGUUGUCUACAGAGAUAUCAAGCUCAUUCCAUUCCGAACACAGCAAGAAGACUUUGAAGGAAAGAAGAUGUGGUGGCUUAUUGCAACAGCCUGCUUAAUACAAACAAUUGGAAGCUCAGAAGAAAUAACCAGGAGAAAAAGAGAUGUGAAUCCUGAAAUCCAUAUGAAUGUUAGUCAGGUGAUUGUCUACAGAGGAUAUCCCAGCGAAGAGUAUGAAGUAUUGACAGAUGAUGAUUAUUAUUUGACAAUAAACAGAAUUCCUUACGGAAGGAGUCAUCUUACAGUCAGAGGUCCAAAGCCUGUUGUCUUCUUGCAGCAUGGACUGUUUGGGGAAGCUAGCCAUUGGGUUGAAAAUAUGGCCAACAACAGCCUUGGUUUCAUCUUAGCGGAUGCCGGUUAUGAUGUCUGGCUGGGAAACAACAGAGGAACAAGCUGGUCUCGGAAACACCAGAAUCUAACAGCUGAUGAUGAAGACUACUGGAAUUUCAGUUUCCAUGAAAUGGCCAUGCAUGAUCUUCCAGCAAUGAUAAAUUUCGUUUUGAAGAAAACUAGACAGAAACAACUGUAUUAUGUUGGAUAUUCUCAAGGAUGUACAAUUGGUUUCAUAGCUUUUUCAGCCAUGCCAGAGCUGUCUCGAAAAAUCAAAAUGUUUUUUGCUUUGGCUCCUGUGAUUACAAUAAAGCAUGCUAGAAGCCCUACACUGAAACUGUUAUCCUCACUUCCUGACUACUCACCCAAGGAUAUCCUUGCCAGUAGAGACUUUAUACUGUCACGCAAACCCAUGAAAGACCUGACCACUAAGUUAUGCAGCAACAUAUUGAUGCAGAAAUUCUGUGGAAAUCUCAUCUUCUUUUCAGGUGGAUUCAAUGCAACCAAUCUAAACAUGAGCCGAAUAGAUGUGUAUGCAGCUCGCUAUCCAGAUGGAACAUCAGUUAAAAACAUUUUACACUGGAAACAGACGAGAGAAUCAGGAUUAUUCCGGUAUUUUGAUUACGGGAGUGACAAUCAGGUGAAAUAUAACCAGAGCUAUCCUCCUUCAUACAAAGUAGAAGACAUGGUUCUACCAACUGCAGUAUGGUCUGGCGGAAAUGACUUGAUUGCCAGCCGAGAAGAUACGGCGGUCUUACUUUCACGUAUUACUAAUCUAGUUUACCAACACGAAUUAUCUGACUGGAACCACUGGGAUUUCAUCUGGGGUCUCAGUGCACCCAAACAGAUAUAUUGCAAAAUCCUUCAGUUGAUGAAGAAGGAUCAAUAAAUAAUUUGUCACAAUAAGUUUAAUUCAAUAGCUGUUGUUUGAGUGUUAGACUACAACUCUGGAGAUGAGGGACUGAAUCCCUGCUCAGGCAGGAAACCUACUGGGU
Sceloporus undulatus (fence lizard) is the source of this 1543-nucleotide messenger RNA. Its product is annotated as lysosomal acid lipase/cholesteryl ester hydrolase-like. The coding region runs from base 247 to 1437 and encodes 396 amino acids. Gene Ontology annotation, molecular function: hydrolase activity, acting on ester bonds. NCBI's taxonomy places the organism in Eukaryota, Metazoa, Chordata, Lepidosauria, Squamata, Phrynosomatidae. The transcript has 10 exons. The record is from RefSeq and is a predicted model, not a curated record.